CAGCCGAAUCAAAAACAGCGUUUUUAUAUUACCAAACUACCCUUCUACGGUCCUUUCUCUAUCCAGUCUGGUUGCUCCAUUAAUAAUAUUUAAUUCAACAUGGAGUCUCCCAAAACACCAAGAAGAAGAAGAACCAAACAUUUUGGUUCUCUCAUUCUCUCUUCAAAAUGGCUUCCACCAUUUUCAUCCAAACUUCCUUUCCAUCCAAGUCCUUGAACAAAUCCUUGAAUACCCAUUUUAUCCCUUCAUUCAAACUCCCCGUUUCCCUCUCUUUCAAACCCCCAACCACCCUCCUCAACCGCUGCUUCUCAGUCCGAGCUGGGUUAAUCGAGCCUGACGGUGGGAAACUUGUGGACCUCCUCGUGCCGGAGCCAGAGCGGGAGUUGAAGAAACGGGAAACGGCUUUGUUGCCCAGGGUGAAGCUGACUAGGAUCGACGUGCAAUGGGUGCACGUUUUGUGUGAAGGCUGGGCUAGCCCGCUCACCGGGUUCAUGAGAGAAUCCGAGUUCCUCCAAACUCUUCAUUUCAACUCGCUCCGAAUCGACGAUGUUUCCUUCGUCAAUAUGUCGGUGCCGAUUGUCUUGGCUAUCGAUGAUUCUCAAAAGGAGAGGAUCGGUGAGUCCAACAGAGUCGCUCUCGUUGACUCGGAUGAUAACCCCGUCGCAAUUCUCACGGACAUUGAGAUUUACAAGCACCCUAAGGAAGAAAGGAUUGCAAGGACUUGGGGAACUACUGCCCCUGGCCUACCAUUUGUUGAAGAAACAAUAACAAAUGCUGGAAAUUGGCUAAUUGGAGGUGACUUGGAAGUUAUAGAGCCAAUCAAGUACCAUGAUGGCCUUGAUCGUUUUCGGCUGUCACCAGUGGAACUACGUCAAGAGUUUGAAAGGCGCAAUGCUGAUGCUGUGUUUGCUUUCCAGCUCAGGAAUCCUGUUCACAAUGGCCAUGCUUUGCUAAUGACUGAUACUCGUCGUCGGCUUCUUGACAUGGGCUACAAGAACCCCAUACUUUUGCUUCAUCCUUUGGGAGGCUACACAAAGGCAGAUGAUGUUCCUCUUAGUUGGCGAAUGAAACAACAUGAGAAGGUCCUUGAGGAUGGUGUUCUUGAUCCUGAAACAACUGUGGUGUCUAUAUUCCCAUCUCCUAUGCACUACGCUGGCCCAACUGAAGUGCAGUGGCAUGCUAAGGCUCGGAUUAAUGCUGGGGCCAAUUUUUACAUUGUUGGUAGAGACCCAGCUGGCAUGGGCCAUCCAGUUGAGAAGAGAGAUCUGUAUGAUGCUGAUCAUGGGAGAAAGGUGUUGAGCAUGGCUCCGGGACUUGAGCGCCUGAACAUCCUUCCUUUCAGGGUUGCUGCAUAUGAUAAGACCCAAGGUAAAAUGGCUUUCUUUGAUCCCUCAAGGGCUCAAGACUUCCUCUUCAUGUCAGGCACCAAGAUGCGGACACUUGCAAAGAACAAAGAGAACCCUCCUGAUGGAUUUAUGUGCCCUGGUGGCUGGAAAGUGCUGGUCGAAUACUACGACAGCUUGACACCAUCAGACAAUGGCAAAAUUCCUGACGCUGUUCCUGCGUAGAUGAAUUUCCUGUAUCAUAAUGUAUUUGCCAUCUGAUUGGGAGGAACCAUAACGCUAUUUAUCUCCAAUGUGUGAUCUAGAUAUUGUAAAGCUUCUCUGUUCAGAUCUUUUAAUAAAACCGUGCGAGGCACUGGUACAGAGACAUGAAACUUGCCUCCACGUUAGUAGGAUGCCCAGUAUGGCAUCCAGCAUUGGUGCCAUUGGCCCUGAGCCUGAAGGCACAUUGUACUAUAUCGUAUGGUUGUGCUCUUAUGAGGAAAAUGGAUUGUGGGAAAAGUUUGUAGGAUUCCUGUACUUUCUUUGAAACCGUAGACCAGCCAAACACAUCAAGAAUAUCUUAGAAAAGUGAAGAAAUGGAGUAAUGGCAUCACGUGGGAGUUUGGCUAUUUGCAAAUUCCAUUUUCAUUCUUUUUAAUUGGUUAACAAUGAGUAAGGUUGAUUAUUGUCAUUAAUCCAAAAAGGACCAAAGGUAGAAACCAGUCAACCAGUCUAGCUGCAAAAUUCAUCAGACCGUUCCCAUUGGUUUUAACCAUGAAAAUUCAUAUGAAUUCCUAAACAACGUACUUUACUUCUACCAUCGUCGCUCUUUGACACUUGAGUUUUGAAUCUAGGCUUGUUUCGCUAAGCAGAUUUACAAAAGAAGGGAGGUGGGUGGAUUUCAUGAUCUGCUGCAAAACAGAAACAAGAUAUUUACGGGGGAAGAAUUACCAAAAAGAAAAAUGUCCUGUGCAAUGUGCCAACUGUGACAGAUCAAUAUUGACUUGAUCUCGAGCAAUAUGCUUAAACUACGAAGCUUCCAUCUAAUUGUUUUCUGCAAAGCAAUUCAAUGUUGCUGAAACUGAGGUAGGCGGCUGUCCAUGCAUCUGUUGUUCCUCUCGCUUUAAGUGUGAAAAAUCGUUGCAUUCCGAGCUGUACGAAAUGGUUGCUUCUUGGUCCAAUUAAGUUCAAAAUGCCAAUCUCCCGCCUGUCUAUGUAUGCCAGAAUGAUGAAGAACUUUCUUACAAAGCUCUUUAGACAAUUGUACCCUAAAGACAGAAGACACCUUUUGUGAAAUGAAACAAAAUGAGAAAUGAAAAUAAUGUUUUCAGUAGGAAACAAAAGACAGCUUUAAGGGGCUUUGUCAU
Durio zibethinus is the source of this 2692-nucleotide messenger RNA. RefSeq names its product ATP sulfurylase 1, chloroplastic-like. Lineage: Eukaryota; Viridiplantae; Streptophyta; Magnoliopsida; Malvales; Malvaceae. The record is from RefSeq and is a predicted model, not a curated record. Gene Ontology annotation, molecular function: sulfate adenylyltransferase (ATP) activity; adenylylsulfate kinase activity. Gene Ontology annotation, biological process: sulfate assimilation.